Acipenser ruthenus (sterlet) is the source of this 3279-nucleotide messenger RNA. RefSeq names its product ras-related protein Rab-2A. The transcript has 8 exons. Gene Ontology annotation, molecular function: GTP binding; GTPase activity. NCBI's taxonomy places the organism in Eukaryota, Metazoa, Chordata, Actinopteri, Acipenseriformes, Acipenseridae. The record is from RefSeq and is a predicted model, not a curated record. Gene Ontology annotation, cellular component: Golgi apparatus. Bases 162 to 800 code for a protein of 212 amino acids.
GGUGGAGCGUGUGACGUAACAGCAGAGCUCGGAGGUGUUUAUUGUUCCUUCGUCGUGGGGAGAAAGAGAAAAGCAAACCAGAGAGCUACACUUAAGGGCUUUAGAAGGCAUAUAUUGAGACACAGUACAGAGUAAGACAGGCAGCUACAGCAUCUCCAGCCAUGGCAUAUGCGUACCUCUUCAAAUACAUCAUUAUUGGUGAUACGGGAGUGGGGAAGUCCUGUUUAUUAUUACAGUUCACAGAUAAGAGGUUUCAACCAGUCCAUGACCUUACUAUCGGUGUUGAAUUUGGUGCACGGAUGAUCACUAUUGAUGGAAAACAGAUCAAACUUCAAAUCUGGGAUACUGCUGGUCAGGAGUCUUUCCGUUCCAUCACAAGGUCCUACUACAGAGGUGCAGCUGGGGCUCUCUUGGUUUAUGAUAUCACAAGAAGGGACACUUUCAACCACUUGACAACCUGGUUAGAAGAUGCACGCCAACAUUCCAAUUCCAACAUGGUAAUCAUGCUUAUUGGAAACAAGAGUGAUUUAGAGUCACGGCGAGAGGUGAAGAAGGAAGAAGGAGAGGCAUUUGCCAGAGAACAUGGACUUAUCUUUAUGGAAACUUCUGCUAAAACAGCUUCAAAUGUAGAAGAGGCAUUUAUUAACACAGCCAAGGAGAUUUAUGAGAAAAUUCAAGAAGGUGUCUUUGAUAUUAAUAACGAGGCAAAUGGAAUUAAGAUCGGACCCCAGCACGCUGCCACCAAUGCAACACUUGCAGGCAACCAGGGAGGACAACAGGCAGGUGGAGGCUGUUGCUGAGGCCCCAUAACUUUAUCUGACUGGUUGGGCCUACUAACCUUUUCUUAACCUCCCCACUCCAGCCCAACCUGCAAAAUCGACUCAUUUACUAGAUGGCUGUUUGUCAAGAGAGAAGCCCAAGUCUUUCACAAUCCCUGUAAAACUGAAGUCUGUCUGGGCUCCAACAGAAAUGGUUAAAAUUCACUUAAAAACAAGAUUUUGAGAAUUGUAAUCAUAUCUAUUUACAUUUAAUUUCUAGGUUAAUUGUUGUGGUUUUUUUUUGGUUAAAUGUUGUUUUUUUUUUAUGUAUUGUGCCCUCUUGACUUCAAACUGAAUUGUACUAAACACUACAAAGUCAUCUUAGUAUUUUAAUCAGUUUGUGUGGGUAAAUUGCCCAACAACUAUGAAGCUUACGUGAAGCUUAAUAUAAGUGUGUUAAGAGUUGUCAGCCAUUUGAUGAAGAUGGAAAAGAAAGAAGGACUGUUUUAAUUCUGUAUUUAUCAUUCACUUUCUGUAUAUAUAGUUGUAACUACAUGUGUUGGUGUAUACCUACAAGUUAGAAUUCUUUAUUGAAUUUGCUUACAUUCUAUACUGUACAAUUAGAGCUUUAAACUGCAACAGUAUUGCUAUAGUCCAAACCUGCUUUGACAUCAUUUUAAUCCUGUUUGACUUUUUUCUUUUUAGUCCUUCUAUUUACCUUUUCCUUAAUUCUCCAGUAAACCCCUAAAACUGCUCAUUAUAGUGAUAUUGGCUCAAUAUUGUUUAUCUAUUUUAAUGCCAAAUGUUGUGUUAUCUGAACUAUUUAACCACCUCUUCUCCAGAAACGGAUCACCUCCUCUUCAGAAAUGGAUCAGCUAACGUAACUCUGUAGUGGUACAGCAAAAGAGAAAAGUAUAAUGAGGAAUUCAUAAUAAAGUGGCUAAGUUAUUAUUUUCUCAUAAAUUUUUUUUGAUAAAAUGUGCUGGUUUGCACUGGUUUUAUGUCAGUUCAUUUCAGUGCACAUCAAUUCUAACUAGAAGUUUGAGUGCUUGUGUAAAGAUUUUCUCUUCUUGGCAGUCUGUUCUGUUUGUAGGUAUAUGGUGAACAUCUUGUCUAUUCUGAAAGGGGUGUGGUAGAAGCCGAAACUGGAGUAUCUUUGUGACCCUCAACUUUAUUUCCUGUGUUGGUUCUUCUUAAAAUGAAAUGUUACAACAAUGAAAAAUAAAUUCCUGUGGUUAAACGGAUUGUAAACUGAUACAUAAUCAUUUUGAUGUCUGUGAAAAUAAAAAAAUGGUGGUAUAUUUUUUGUAUACUGUAGAAGAAAAAAGCACAUUUCCAAGAGAAACUGGUCUUUUUUUUGCCUCCAGUGUAGUGAUUGUUAUCCAGACAUCUGUAAAAAAAAAAAAAAACUAAAAAAAAACGAUAGACAUUUUCAUUGUCAUCACAUAGAUUAAGAUGUAAAAGUAAGUAAUGUAAGUGUUUAAAUGUGUUUUUAAGCAUGAUUGGUGUUACUGGAUUAUACCUUUUAAACUCAGAAAUGGCCGACCUAUAUUGUUAUAAUGUACGCAUUUAGAUAAUAUUACAUACUUUGUGUAUGUAGGAUAAAUUUCAUUUGGUUAAAGCUGUUUUAAAACAACCUUGGCCUCACUGAAAAUUGCAUUUGCUGAAAGUAAAAUUAUCUGGUAAUUCUACCUUAAUCCAAGUGCAAAACUGUUUUGGCUGCCUGAAGGCAAAGGAUUGCCAGACCACUUGGAUAUGAUAACAUCUGUAAUAAGAAUUGAAAGGAGUGAUGUCACAAUUUCAUUUUCAGUAGUAAGAUGCAUUUUUUGUUCUGUUUUCUAUGAAUGAUCAAGGGGUAUUGUUCUUGGUAAAGAGCCAAGAUGCCUUAAACCAAUUACACCUUGUUCACUGUAACAUCGUACUUGAUUAUAUUUCUUGAUAUUGAGUACUAAUUUAUUUGAAAUCCUCUUGGGGGGUGAGUGUUGUUGGUUAAGAUUCAAAUUCUUGUUAAUUUUAUAUUGCUCUAAGUAAUUGCAUUAGAAGGAAGUCUUGCAAACAUUGAACUCCUGGAAACACUUCCCGCAAUACUAUUUAUUGCCUUGUUUUCAUGCGCCUGACCAAAACUGGAUCAAAAUAGUAUAAGAUAUGGAUCUGGAACCAAAAUAAAUGGGUUUCAACAUACCAAACUGAUUAGGUUUGGUAAAGUUGAAAUGCAGCUGGACUUUUGUCACAGUUUUGUGUUUUUUUGUCUCUGGAAACAAGGCAUAUGGAAAGGACUUUUUGACGUAACAUUUGUUUCAAAUAUAUUAGUGGAAAAGUAAAACAAUGAUAAAAUAAGCGCAGUGCUUAUACUUGCUCAUGUUAUGUGAACACAUUUUCACAUCAUUUUUAAAUCCCAAUAGAGUUUUGUACUUCCUGAUGAAUGUUUGCUUCAGGAGCUUUGGUCUUGUAUAGGCAUAAAUAUCCAGGUAUGUCGUUUUUAACUUUCUGCUGAAAUAAAAUUGUAUCUCCAUCCUUUUAA